AGCUGGAAGAAAAUAAUAACAUACACUGUAGUAACAUUGUCAGUGAGUGACUCACAGCAGCAGCAGCAGCGGGGGGAGGGAGCUGUUAGUGGACGGAAAGGCUGUGGUUCAGGGUAGAAGACAAGCUGCUCCGUUAGGUUACAAGACAUUUACACAUUUCCCCCCCAAACACAUUUAUGGAGGCUGUGUUGAACUGCAACCCAGAGGACUUGGAGGAUUACUACGGGUUAUUAGGCUGCGAUGAAUUGUCGUCGACUGAACAGAUUCUCACUGAAUACAAGAUCCGAGCCCUGACUUGUCACCCAGACAAACACCUUGAUGACCCAAGAGCAGUACGAGAUUUCCAAAAACUACAAGAAGCCAAAGAGGUUUUAUGCAAUGAAACCAAAAGGAAAAACUAUGACCUGUGGAGAAGGAGUGGAGUUACUAUUUCAUUCCAUGACUGGCAAGCCUUGAGUGACUCUGUAAAAACUUCAAUGCAUUGGGCUGUGAGAAACAAGAAGGAACCAAUGCUACAGGCCUCAAAAGCAGAAAACCCAGUCUCUACUCAAGCAGAGGAUGUUCACUGUGAGCAGGAGGGAGCAGGGGUCCAUCCGUAUGGUGCCAUGCCAUCUCCAAGUGAUUACUGCCAUCGGCGUUUUCGUUGGACAGCUGACUCUCCAUCUAUUCUACUGCAGAAGUUCAGAAAUUAUGAAAUCUAAAUACAUCACCUGUUAAGUUUUGUUUAAAUGUUUGUGUUUUGUGCAUUCUUGUGGUCACUCGGGACCUUGUCAACUGUGAUGUUAACAUCAGUGUCAGUGUCGACACGUGAUAUAUUGAAUCUCAAAAAACACAAGAUAGUUGCAUGUUAUGAAUUAAAUUGACAAACACACAAUGGAGAUGAUUAUGCCUGAUGCUGAAAGAAAUGUGUAUCUUUGUGUUGCAGUCAAGUUGAUGUUGGGAACAUAAAACUGAAACAUGUAAUCUACAUUUUUUCCUUGUGUGUAUUACUGUGUGUUUUCAACCGUAAUGGAGGCUAUGAAAUCAUAAUUUCAGUUUGUAAUUGAACAUCCAGUGCAUCUGCAUGGCAUCAUUACACCUACAGAGAUGUUUAGUUGAAAAAUAAUACCUGAGAUUUCCUUGCUUUGGUGGGAUGAGUAAGACGUAAUUCAAAUCAUCAAGCCAGAUGAGAAAUUAUCCCCCCUAGUGGCAGAUCCUUUAAUCAUCUGAAACCUGUUCUGUAACUGUAAAAUGUAUUUUGUUUAUAAAUCAAAUGAAAUAAAGACUGGAUUCCGAA
This is a messenger RNA of Scophthalmus maximus (turbot), 1276 nucleotides long. RefSeq names its product DnaJ (Hsp40) homolog, subfamily C, member 12 (gene dnajc12). The record is from RefSeq and is a predicted model, not a curated record. Bases 177 to 701 code for a protein of 174 amino acids. The transcript is spliced from 5 exons. Lineage: Eukaryota; Metazoa; Chordata; Actinopteri; Pleuronectiformes; Scophthalmidae. Gene Ontology annotation, cellular component: cytoplasm.